Molecule: messenger RNA, 943 nt
Organism: Salvelinus namaycush (lake trout)
Lineage: Eukaryota; Metazoa; Chordata; Actinopteri; Salmoniformes; Salmonidae
Product: dnaJ homolog subfamily B member 2-like
Exons: 4
Coding region: 101-883 (260 amino acids)
Molecular function (GO): Hsp70 protein binding
Source: RefSeq, a predicted model, not a curated record
UGGCUUCCAUGGACAUCCUGGCACUUCGAGGCUCGGCCCAAGCCGGUUUUUCUCCUUCCCCUCUGCUGGAGUGCAUGACUUCACCUCGUCCUCGUCCUCCAUGGGUGGAAUGGAUUGGAUGGACAGCAUCGGAGGAGGGAUGGGGAAUUUCAAGUCUGUCUCCACCUCUACGCGCGUCAUCAACGGCAAACGCACCACCACCAAGAAGAUCAAAGAAAACGGUCAGGAGAGAACAGAGAUCGAGGAAGACGGGGUCUUGAAGACGGUGCUCAUCAAUGGUGUGGAGGAUGAGUUGGCCUUGGCUCUGGAGCUCAGCAAGAGAGACCACCUGCCCCCUAGCCAACCCUCACAGACGCCCAGGCAACACCUUCAGCAGCAGGCAGAGAGGGCGUUACCUGUGGAGCUCCAGACCCAGACCCAUCCACACCGACCCGGCUCCGGCCCCCGGGCUAUGGCUCAGCGCUCCUUCAGCUCGGCCUCCUACUUCCACUACCCUGACGUCCCCAGGGAGGAAGAGGAGGAGGAUGAAGAUCUCCAGAUGGCCCUGGCCUACAGCCUGUCUGAGAUGGAGGCCCAGCAGAGAGCGUCGGCCGUGGCUUCAGCACCAGACGUCAUCCCAGGUGCUGGGGGUGUGGUGGUGGUAGAGGUUGGGGGUGAGGCGGGGGUUGGGGUGGGGAGAGUGGUCCUAGACCUAGGCCCAGGCCAGUCAACAGCACCAGAGAAGAGGUCAGGGUCAGGGGACAUGUCACCACACAGCAGCCCUUCUCCACUGGAACACAGGGGGCUCCUCAACCAGGAGCAAGGAGCCACUGGGGAGCCGGCUGCUAAAACCACCAGCAGCACCACUGUGAAAAAUAAAAAGUGUGGUUGUAUGGUGUGUUGAGUGUAUGGUGAGUGUGUGUGUGUGUGUGUGUGUGUGUGUGUUGAGUGUGUGUGAGUGUGU